Drosophila ficusphila is the source of this 4351-nucleotide messenger RNA. RefSeq lists its product as uncharacterized. Bases 418 to 2571 code for a protein of 717 amino acids. Gene Ontology annotation, molecular function: protein binding; calcium ion binding; extracellular matrix binding. Lineage: Eukaryota; Metazoa; Arthropoda; Insecta; Diptera; Drosophilidae. The record is from RefSeq and is a predicted model, not a curated record. The transcript has 6 exons. Gene Ontology annotation, biological process: anatomical structure development.
AUCAGAUGGAGCGCACGUCUCCGGUCCCCAGAAAAAAAGUAAAGUAACAAGUAAAAACUAGUGCUGUGUCCAGUUUCGUGAUUCCAGAACAGAACAGACGAAAUCGGGGAAAUGUAAAUAAACCCAGGCAGAAACUGUCGAAAUCCGAAGGCUCAGCAAAACAGUGUGGGCAAAAGUGCGAUCACCGGUCGGCAACUUUUCAUUUUGUUUUCAGUUGUGCGGAAAUGUUUUUAUUUUUUUGGGUUUUUUAAGCUUGAUUUCUUGUAAAACCUUUAAGUGUCAUACGUAUAUACACAAUCUAUACUCUCUGCAUGUCGGCUGCUAAUUAUUUGGCAAACAAACACGUCUAAGUGCGAAAGUUAUUUCUAAAACAGCAACACCGCCACAAGGUGCAGUUAAGAAGCACUUGCCGUUGUCAUGCCUCAUCACCACCAUCAUCAGCCGACGAGCAGCCAAAACAAUUUGACGUUUCUAAAAUCGAAUUACAAAUUCAAGCGCAGAGACAUGAACACGAUCCGCGCACUUCCUGCGUCGAUGUCGGAAGCGCGUACGGCGAACCAAUUAGCGGCAACAAUGUCAAAGACGUCAGCAAGAGCAACUAGCCGCGAAUGUAGAACAAUUCUAGGUUUAUUUAUAGUAAGCGCAUGGAGCGCUUUGCAAGAGUUGGUCAAUUGCUGCUGGCAGGAUGGCGAUCGCUGUGUUUUCCCUGGCCGUGACGUCAAUGCGUUGCCUGAUGGCUCUGACGAGGUGUCAAUGGCACGUGAACAACACCAGCAACAACAGCAAAAGCAGCAAUACAAGCAACACAAGCAGCAGCAGCAGCAGCAACAUCAGAAGCAGCAACCCGAACACUUGGCCAGUUCUAGUCCAAUAAAAAGCAAGCGCUGCACGAGAGCAUCUUCUGGCCAUCAGUUGCUGGUUGGACAGCCUUUGAUGGCUCUGUUAAUUGGAUUGCUGCUACUGAAUUUUCGCCUGGCGGCGGCUGGCACCUGUUGGCAGAACCACCUGGGGAGUGGAAAGUGCGGCCAGGUCUUCUCGACGAACAUCUCGAGGUCGGAGUGCUGUGGCGCCAGCCAAAGUUUCUCCUACACGGAUCGCGAGCUGAGCAGCGUGGAGUACUUCUUUGCGACGGCCAUCGGCGGAGGAGUGGAGUGCUCGCCCUGCAUGGAGAGCUGCAAGGGCUUCAAGUGCGGCCCCAACAAGAAGUGCGUGAAGCGCAAGGGGCGACCGAAAUGCGUUUGUGCCCCCGAAUGCGGAGCAGCGUUGCGUCGCAGGACGCAGGAGCAGCAGGACACGAAGCCAGCCCGCGAUUCCCGUAGUCUAAGUAGCGAAAAUUCCAGCUCCAGCUUCAGCUCCACUUCCAGCUUCAACUCCAAUUUAGGCUUAGACGGCGGCCAACGCCAACGUGCCGACAACCAAAGAAAGCUGCCUCCCCGCGAGACGAAGCACCGCAGACUGCUGGUCAUAGACAGCGGCAAUUUGCCAGAUCAGCCCACGAGCGGCCGGCGCGGAAGAGUCGAGAUGCGGGGCUUCGAGAGGCGGAGGCACAGAAACAGCCGGGGCAAACACUUAACAAGAUCAAUGACGACAGGAGCCAAUGACUCGUCCCCGGCAGACAAGACGCCUGCGCAGUGGCAGUUGAAGCCGCAGUUGCAGUCGCAGUCGCAGUCGCCUGCCACAGACUCAAUCUCGGCUCAGUCUAGACUUGGCAACUCGGCAAAUGCUAAUGAACCCGCCAACGACAUUAAUAGGCAGUCGACAAGAGUCAGACACCACCACGCGAGACGCAUCGAGCACGCUCCACAUCCAGACAAUGGGCUCCAGGAUCGGCUGGGAUUGGAUGCAGAAGCCCAGGCGGCUGCGAAUACCACAGUGUCUGGGUCUGGGUCGCCGCACGACCGCCGCAUCUUCCAGCUGCAACGCGGAAGCGAAACGACCGCGUCAUCGGACCUCGCUAAUGCCCAUGACUCGGCUCUUCUGGGCGGAAUCGGAGUCUACGAGCUGCAGCACUCGAAUCCGGUUUGCGGCACCGACGGACGCACCUACAAAACCGAGUGCCAGCUGCGCAAGCGCGCCUGCCGGACGAACAACGCCCAACUGGAGGUCGCCUAUCGGGGCCACUGCAAGAACAGCUGCAGCGGAGUCCAGUGCUUGAACGGGUUGACCUGCGUGGAGGACCAGUACAUGAUGCCGCACUGCAUCCAGUGCAAAAUCGAGUGUCCCUGGGACAACCAGGACCUGGGCUCCAGUGGCUACGACGAACGACAGGCGGUGUGCGGAGUGGACGGGAAGACGUACAGGAGCGCUUGUGAUAUAAACCGGAUGAUUUGCCAAAUUGGACGGUCCAUCGCCGUGGCGUAUCCGGGUCCCUGCCGAGGUAUGUAUUUUGGCUGCCGACUGCGAAAAUCAAUCAAAUUAAUUGGUAUGGAAGGCCUAGUUGCACUCGGCAAUUGCGAGUUGUUGCUGCAACUGCCACUACUGCUGCUGCAACUGCUGCUGAUGUUGCUGUUGCUGAGUAGCGGCUGUGCGAAUUUAACAACAAUCAACAAAGAACCGCAAUUUUGCAUUUGAUUGACUCGACUGGGGUUUCCAGCCAGCCCCAGUUGGGCUGAGCUGGGGCGAAUCGAAUCGCGUCACAGCCACAAGUGGUUGUUGCCGUCUGCAACUGCAACUGCCAUAUCAAGUUGCCGGCUCUCUCGGUGUUUGACUGAAAUUGCUACAUUUGCUUAUACGGCUCUGUGAUUGCCAGCAAUUUGAUUAGCCCGACAGCUCCGAUCUGCUCCACUUUGGCCGCGAGUCGGGUACGCGGCGCAUCCACAAUUACAGCGAACACUCGCGUCGUCGGCAUCAUUCAUGCUUAUUAAUUCUGCGGUUGCCAUCCGAUUGAUCGACUCCGAUUUCCAAUUAAUUAUAAUGCCCCAAGUCGGCCCACGACAGAGACAGCACUGCAAAAAAGUCAUUCAAAUCUGUUCAGAGAUGGGAAUCGCAUUUCAAAGGGUUUUCGUCAUCUAACAUAGGAUAUUUGGAUAUGGGGUAUUCAUCUCUAAAAUAGACGCAGUCGAAAUCUAAAAGAAACGAACUUAUAGACCGAGUUCGAAAAAUGGUCAAAAGUAGGAAUAAAUUUGUAUGCUAAACAUUAAUCAUUAAUUUUUAUAAUCAUUAUAUAAUUUUGUGAAAAGCUCAUGCGAUUCAUAGUAAGUUCCUCUUCAGCUUACACCUAAAAUUCAUUUAACCUCAGUCAAAAUCUAAAAAAAGAACUUACAGACCCGAGAUCGAAAAAAGGUCAAAAAUAGGAUUAAAUUUUUUCUGCUAAACAUUAAUCAUAAAUCUUUAUAAUCGUUAUAUAAUUUUGUGAAAGACUCAUGCAAUUCAUAGUAAGUUCUUCUUCAGCUUACAGCUAAAAUUCAUUUUACCUCAGUCAAAAUCUUAAGUAAACAAAAGUAUAGACCCGAUAUCGAAAAAAGAUCAAAAGUAUAUGCUAAAAAAUCAUAUUAUAGUCAUAAUACAACUUUGUGAAAGGCUCAUGCAACUCAUAGUUAGAUCCUUUUCAGCUGACACCUAAAAUUUAUUUAACCUCAGUCAAAAUCUAAAGUAAACGAACAUUUAGACCCGAUAUCGAAAAAAGAUAAAAAUCAUAUUAUAAUCAUAAUAUAACUUUGUGAAAGGCUCAUGCAGUUCAUAGUUAAUUAUUACACGUCAUCAGCUUACACCUAAAAUUCAUUUAACCUCAGUAAAUUAUGACAGCAUAAUUAUUUAAUGGCUUCUGAAAAACACUAAACAUAAAAAUUAAAAUUUCGUAGUAAAAGAAUACAUUUGACCUGUAUAGCCUUUUCAUUUGUUUCGUCUUGAGACAAUGUCCGGGAUAAAAUAAUUGAUUUUGUGAGUAAUCAUUCAUUAUUGUAACAUCAUUUUAAUGAAUUUGUAUCAUAUCUGAAAAAAUAACUUCUUACCUACAAACUGGUUAGCCAUUUGUAUUAUUAUUAUUUCCUUCUCAUAUUUAAAAACAGUAAUGGGCUUCGUAUACUUAUAAAAACCCUAGAAUCGGUCAUAUUUUUCUGCCUGUGUGGCAAUCACCGCUGCUGGAAAGCGUGGAGGGCGUUCCGCAGUCGCACCAAAUCCGGAGACGAACUCGAGAACCUCGGAUCCGAUAGGAUAGGCGACCGAGACGGACGGAACAAACUAGUUUAGUGUGCCAUGGGGGCUGAAGACAAAAGAAGGCUGUCGUGCUGCAAUUGCCUGUUAAUUGCAGUAUUUUGCUGCAAAUUACUGCUUGUAGUUAAUGCGAAAACAAAAGCUGUCAAUCCAGCAAUAACAGCAGCUGCUGUUGACAAAAAUGCCCCAGCGGAUAUUC